ACAAAUAAUGACCGAAAUUAGUGUCACUUAUCAAGAUUUCCCAAAUAUAUGCCGAAUUUGUUUGCACACUGCUGAUGAUCUUCAUAAUUUCAUUGAAUUAAAAAUGGCAGACGUAUUUAAACUACUUACAAAUAUCGAAAUUACAAAGGAGGAUACGUUUCCCAAAAAUGUUUGUAGCAUUUGUAAGAAACACCUUGAUGAUAUCAAUUUAUUUAUCGAGAAAUGCAAAAAUAGUGAUGCGUUUCUUAAAAGAGUUUAUCUACAGGAAAUAAAUGAAGCAUAUGAUUCAGAUAACUGCGAUUUUGAACAAAAUGAGGAGUCGCUGGCUAAAUUACAAAGUGAGGUAAAGAAAAAAAAUAGUUUAAUGCCCUGUCCCUCGAAGAGUGAAAUGAAAAUGUCAAAACGAAUAAAAUCUAAUGAACGGAAGUGCUCUGGUUGUAGGGAAUACAUAAACCCUGGAGGUGUAAAGAGGCAUUACAGACUGAAUCCAAAUUGUAGGCCAGAUGAUUGUAAAUGUCCAAUCUGCAAAAAAUCAUUUUAUCCAAGAAAUAAACUAAUAAUACAUUUGAGAUCGCAUAAAAAAGAUACACCUUACAAAUGUCCGGAAUGUUCCAAAACAUUUGCGUUUGCAGAAAAUUUAAGAAGGCACGCUCUUACACACACAGGCGUAAAGCCAUUUAUUUGUGAAAUCUGUGAAAAAGGUUUCUUAAGGAAGAGAUCUUUAGAUGAACACCUAAAUUUCCAUACUGGAAAAACACCUUACAUAUGCGUCUACUGUGGGAAUGGUUUCAAAAGGCUCGUUGAUCACGCUGCCCAUAUUUAUCACGUCCACAGCAACGACAUAGACAAAAUACCAAAACACAAAAGAAAAUACACCGAAAAAAGAGUGCAUUUAAAACUGGAAUGCAAGACUUGCGGUAAAAUUUUUGCCAGUCGAUCUGGCUACGCCAAUCACCAACUUAUCCACAAAGGAGUAAAAAAAUUCUUAUGCAAUAUUUGCGGGAGAAAAUUCAUAACAAAUCCGACUCUACAGAGCCACAUUAGAACCCACACCGGCGAAAAACCUUUUGAAUGUAAGGAUUGUGGGAGAGUGUUUAGCCAAAGGAAUUCCUUAAACGUCCACAUGUCCCACCACGUAACCGACAAGUCCCUGAACUGCCCACACUGCGACAAAAGGUACUACACAAAAAGCGGUUUAAAUAAUCACGUACUAACACACUCCAACGAUAAACUUCUAGAGUGCCCCGACUGCAGCAAGCAGUUUUACCAAGAAAACGCUUUGCACAAUCACGUUCUGCAACAUACCGGCGAGAAACCGCACAGGUGUCACUUGUGCACCAAAUCGUUCAUGUCUCCCUCCCACUUAAGCGUUCACUUGAGGAGUCACAGCGGGGAAAAGCCCUAUACGUGUUCUAUUUGCGGAAAGCAACUUGCCCAGCCUCAAACGUUGAAGGUGCACAUGAGACAGCACACUGGCGAGACGCCUUACGUGUGUUCCGUUUGUGAGAAGGGGUUUCACGAUUCCAGUAAUUUGAAGAGGCAUUUCAACAGGCAUCACGGUAGCGAAAACAACUCUGUUAAAAAUGGAACGAAGAAACGAUAGUUUAAGUACACGCGCUUGAGUAAAAUAAACGUAUAUUGAUUUGUUUGCAUAUUUGUGAUUGUGAAGUGAAACCUUUUCAUUCGUGUACUUGGAAAUAUAUCUCUAGUAGUGUCUUUUUGAUGUGAUAUUUGGACGUUCGAUAAAAAUUGAUAGUGAUACGGAAUUUUAAACCAAUUGAAUCUUUUUCAUCCAGGACUUCAAAAAACCGCUAGUUCCGAGAUAAUUUCUCUAAGCGUCAAUGACAUUGUCCUAGUUUAAUUGAAUGAUACUACUGUCACUAUAUAAACUAGAUAGGGACACAUUUAGGAAGGUUAAAACGUAAUAUUAAAAAAAUAUAAAAUUCUAAACGAGAUCCAGUAUGUUUUUACUCUUUUUUCUUAUUCAGCCAUUUCAACGGCCAAUCGGUGCUAGACGUAUUAAAUUAAUUAAAAUUAAAUCGUGAACAGUUUAAAUUUAAGCAGAAUCCAAUCUCUUCCUAAUGCUUAAGAAGGGCAGUGGAGGCUAGCCUCUGCUGUUUAGUGAAAAAGCCAUAUUUUCUCUAAAAAGGCCACUACUGCGAGUUGAGUUGGCUUCUGGUAUGAUACGGAUAGUAAAUGGGUAAAAAGCAACUGUUACUUUAAUUCGGUGAAACGCGAACCUCUUUAUUCUAUUUUAUACAGUGAGUACAAAUAAAUAAAACAUUUGUGUUACUGUUUUUUUUAUUUUUGAAUGUCACUGUUCUGUUUACAUGCCAAAGUUGCAGGUGUUCUGAUAUGACGGUAAACGCGUUAAAAAUAAACUGCCAUGUUAAUUCGGCGGAAUGGGAUUGGGAAUUCUUAUUUAGUAUUCAACUAUAUCUUUUUUAGUACAGUCAUUGAAGCUGAAAAUCAGCUGUA
Molecule: messenger RNA, 2478 nt
Organism: Anoplophora glabripennis (Asian longhorned beetle)
Lineage: Eukaryota; Metazoa; Arthropoda; Insecta; Coleoptera; Cerambycidae
Product: zinc finger protein OZF-like
Exons: 3
Coding region: 8-1603 (531 amino acids)
Biological process (GO): regulation of transcription by RNA polymerase II
Cellular component (GO): nucleus
Molecular function (GO): RNA polymerase II cis-regulatory region sequence-specific DNA binding; zinc ion binding; DNA-binding transcription factor activity
Source: RefSeq, a predicted model, not a curated record